GGCACUCACAUCUUGAAAUCCAAAUUCAAGAUUUUAAAGAAAUUUCUGAGCUCGAUCACUAUCAUGGCUUUGUCUGCUGUGACAUCUGCAGUGACAACAAUUGGCAACCUGCUAACUGAGGAAGCCAUAUACCUAUGGGGCGUGGAGGAGCAAGUUGAUCGUCUGCAAACAGAGCUCAAAUGGAUGCAAAGAUACUUAAUGGACGCAGAGACAAAACAAUCAAUGGAUGAGAUGAUUCGUCUUUGGGUUGCUGAAAUCAGAGAGCUUGCUUAUGAUGCCGAGGAUGUUGUCGAGGAAUUUGCUCUCAAGAUUGGAUCCAAAAACAAAGGAGGUCCUGCGAGUUGUAUUAAAAGAUCAGCCUGCUGUUUGAAAGAGGGAUGGGCACUCCACAAAACCAGGUCAAAAAUCGAGAAAAUCAAAGAAAGAAUCAACGACUUGGUCCGAAAACUACAGGCCUACGGAGUAAAGGACAGAGGAGAAGAAUCAAGUUCUUCAACUGAAAGACGAGAAUCAAGGCGGCCUUAUCCACAUAUUAUGGAUGAUAAUAUUGUUGGACUAGUUGAUGAUACCGAGGGAUUGGUCAAAGUUCUUACGGAGGAAAGUGGAUGCAAGGUUGUUACAAUAUGGGGCAUGGGUGGUCUGGGAAAGACCACUCUCGCCAAGAAAAUAUAUCACCAUCGUCAGGUUAUUGAUUAUUUCGAUCACUUGGCUUUUGUAUAUGUUUCUCAACCAUGCCAGAAAAGAAAUGUUUGGGAAGACAUUCUAUCUGGUUUCAAAACUUUAGAUAAAGUGGACAGGAAGAUAAGAGAUGAAGCAUUAGCAGAGAAGUUGUAUAACAUUUUGGGGGUUAAAAAGUGUCUGGUGAUACUUGAUGAUAUUUGGACCACUGAAGCUUGGGAUAGUCUAAAACCUGCCUUUCCAGUUGCAACGGGCCGUCAUAGCAAUAGCAAGAUAUUGCUCACCUCUAGAAACAGGGGGAUAGUUUCAGAUGCUGACAUAAGAGGUAAAAUUUUCUUAAUUAGAUUGUAUUUCCUCAAACAGUUUCUUAAGCACUUUCAUGGUAUUCUUUUAUAUGUUUAUCCUGGAUCCUUGCAUCAGAAAGAUGGAGGCGCAGGAAAUAAAAUCGGUGAGGAAUUAAAAGAGUUGGGAGAGAACAUGGUUAAACAUUGUGCAGGGCUGCCAUUAGCCAUUGUUGUAUUGGGAGGAAUUUUGGCUACAAAGAAUAAUUCAUUAAACGAAUGGCGAAAGAUAUCUGACAAUGUAAAAUCAUACUUGAAGAGAGGCAAAAAUCAAGGACCAGAGGAUGUGUUAGCAUUAAGUUAUGAUGAUUUGCCUCCCUAUCUAAGACCAUGUUUCCUCUAUCUAAGCCAUUUUCCGGAGGAUUAUAUGAUAGAUGUGGAUAGAUUGAUUCAAUUAUGGGUUGCUGAAGGUAUUGUGUCAUCAAAGCAAGAAAAAAGAGAUGGUGGGGAAAUUGCGGAAGAUGUGGCGGAAUCUUAUUUAAUGGAGCUUGUGGAAAGGUGCUUGAUUCAAGUACAAGAAAGAGAUGUGGCAACCUUAAAGGUAAAAACGAUUCAGAUGCAUGAUCUGAUGAGAGAUCUUUGCUUAUCAAAGGCAAAACAAGAAAAUUUUGUCUUCAUUGUUGAUCGAUCGAAUGCAUCUUCAUUAUCUAUGAUUCGGAAGGUUGGUAGGGUUUCUGUGCAUGAGUUUUUUUUCAUAAAAUGCAUUAAAAGUCCAAAUAUUCGAUCACUUUUGUUCUUCAAUGAGUUCUUUCCGGAUGAGGCAGUAGAAAAAUCUUGGCCCUUGGAAGUGUUGAAUUACGUUGAAGAACAUGAAGAUUAUGAUUGUAAUCCACUGUAUUGGAUUCUUUUCAUUUCGGGAAUUAGUACGAUGGCACUUAAAAUUCGAGGAAUUUGGAGAUACAUGUUCAACAACUUCAAAUUGCUAAGAGCCCUAAACUAUGAAAGAACAGGAGGUGAUCCUUCUGUAGGGUUUAAGUUACCCAGUAAUAUAGGUAAUCUCGUCCAUUUAAGAUUCUUGAGUCUAAGGAAUCUUAACUUCCAUUGGUCAAAGUUGCCAUCAUCUCUAGGCAACUUAAGGUGCUUGCAAACCUUGGAUUUAAGAGUUGAUAAUGUCAAAAUUCAUGUACCUAAUGUGAUAUGGAGGAUGGAGCAACUAAGACAUUUAUAUCUCCCUUUGAGAUGUAAAAGCAAUACUAAGUUGAAGUUGGGCACUUUGAGAAAACUCCUAACACUUGUGAACUUCAACACCAAGAAUUGUUAUCUGAAGGAUCUUAUCAACAUGAAAAAUCUUAGAGAGUUGGGGAUAAAUUUUCCCUUCAAUAUUGAAAAUUUCAAUGAGAAGGACUUGGGCGAGAAUCCACCCAUAAUCGGAAGUAAAUAUCUUCAUUCCUUGUUUAUUGUUUCCAUUGGGGAAUCCGGCACAGAAAUAGAUCCAAGACAUUUGGCCCACCUCCUUUCAAAUUGUACUAGUAUUUGCAACUUAAGUAUAGCAGUAAGGAUAAGUGAGUUACCAGAGUAUCACUACUUCUCUUCACAUCUCGCUUACAUACGGUUGAGUUGGUUCAAGUUUAGGAAAGAUCCAAUGCCAACACUAGAGAAGCUGCCUAACUUAAGGAUUCUUGAAUUCGAAAGUUCUUUCAAAGGAAAGGAAAUGUUUUGCUCGGGUUUUCCUAAACUUGAGUCUCUAAUCCUUGGGGGGCUCGAAAAUUUGGAGGAGUGGAAGAUGGAUGAAGGAGCCAUGCCUUCUCUUCAGCGAUUGGAGAUCACGUAUUGCAGAAGAUUGAAGAUGCUUCCAGAGGGAUUGAGGUUCAUUACAACCCUCAAAGAACUGAAGAUUGAAUUAAUGCCAAAGGCAUUCAAAGAUAGAUUGGAGGAAGGAGGAGAAGAUUUCUACAAAGUCAAACAUGUUCCUUCUAUCAUAUACUGGUUGAUUGUUUGUUGUUUUCUUCAAAUUACAAUAAAACGGUUGCAAGAUAAGGUAUGGGAAGAAUGGGAGGUGUCUGGAUUAGCAAGUUCUUUCAAAGGAAAGGAAAUGUUUUGCUCUGCUCAGGGUUUUCCUAAACUUGAGUCUCUAAUCCUUGCGGAGCACUUCGAAUUGGAGGAGUGGAAGGUGGAUAAAGGAGCCAUGCCUUCUCUUCAGCGAUUGGAGAUCAAGGAUUGCCCAGAAUUGAAGAUGCUUCCAGACGGAUUGAGGUUCAUUACAACCCUCAAAGAACUGAAGCUUGAAUUAAUGCCAAAGGCAUUCAAAGAUAGAUUGGAGGAAGGAGGAGAAGAUUUCUACAAAGUCAAACAUGUUCCUUCUAUCAUAUUCCAAAAAUGUGGCUAA
Messenger RNA from Gossypium raimondii (Peruvian cotton), 3345 nucleotides. RefSeq names its product putative disease resistance protein At1g50180. The record is from RefSeq and is a predicted model, not a curated record. Gene Ontology annotation, biological process: defense response to other organism. Lineage: Eukaryota; Viridiplantae; Streptophyta; Magnoliopsida; Malvales; Malvaceae. Gene Ontology annotation, molecular function: ADP binding.